AAUAGGCACUACUUUGCAUGAAGAAAAGAAUAGAUAUAAGAGUAGAAUUAGAAGGAAAUUAGAGACGCGUUAGAGAAUCUAACGCUAGUAUUAGAAGAAUUGUGCAAGAGGUGAACAGGACGUUGAAUUGAUAACAGCCAAGCUUAACUAUAAACAGCCGGUUUGUUUUAUGCCCAUUCAACUUGUUAAAGGCUUACCUCCCAUUGGGUGGAGAUUAAAACGUCAUUCAUUUUGCUUGAUAUUAUUGGCUAUGGAAAUCUAUGACGUAUGCCUCGACACCUCUCGGACAAUCCUCAAGUUACUUUUAGGAGCAGUAGCAGCCAGUCACCAAGAUAGUACAGACGCACAACCCGUGUCGCUCUGACUUGAGUUACUCAAAGACUUAGACUCUGAUCAAGACGCAAGAGUCUUAAUAACUUUGCUUAUAAUCUUAGUCGUGUGAUUGAGUAGUUAAGAAGUGCACUGUUGUUGAGCUGUAAAGACAAUUUAUAUUUUCUAAAUAAACUGCAACACGCCAGACUAACUUUGAUAACCCACUUGCACAAGGAAGUUGUGAGUGAUGAUUAUCGAGAAAUAAAAUCAUCGUCUCCGAUACCAAGCUACGCCCACCGACACAUAGUCGCCACAGAGGCUAGAGACAGUGUACAUACAAAUACAUGACAACACAGUGGUGUUCAGCUUAUUGGGAUUCUGAAGCCUAAACAACCUCCGAAGAGUAAGAAGAGUUUACAAACAUUAGAAACAAACAGCAGCAACGGAAACAACAGCAAUAACGCUUCCCCAGCCAACACAGUGAGUCAAGGUCAACCCCACAAGUGUGCACAAGUUCCGCACCGCGCAGCACCGCGCCACACCUCAUCACACUCCCGAGCCACUACUCACACGAUCAAACUCAAGAGUAACUCUCAAUUAAUACCACCAAACAACGAGACCAAUAUCUAAAUACUAAGAAGAGACUUAGAAGAGGAAACCGCAGCCAGAGACGAGAGCAGGAUCAGCGCCGCCCCAGCAGUCGCCGCACACAGCCAUCAGCCACAGCACACCGCCACCAGCAGCCGCCGCACACAGCCAUCAGCCACAGCACGCCGCCACCAGCAGCCGCCGCUCAAGAAGACAUUGCUACUCACUUGUCUAUACUUUGUUUGUGUAUGCCUGAGGAAUGACUGAGCACGAAGAAACAUUGAGUAUAACUGCCUUAUUGUAGAGCGUCUCCCAACAUUAUCACACGCACUAAUCAUCAUAGGACAAGGUAUGUAAAUUGUACACAUGUAUGCCACUACCUAGUCAAGUUUCAAGUCGAACUAGUCCUAUCUUUACUCGCAGUUUACGAGCUUUACGUGAAAGUAGAAACUCCACCAUGACAAACGCUAACGUAGUAAAACAUUCAAUCAUCACCACUGUUGCUGAUAUCCCCAAAUUCAGUGGAGACCCUGAUACUAUUGAUUUAAAUCAGUAUGUCAAAAGAAUAGAAACUUUGAUCAAAAACAAAGGUAUUGUUGAGGAUAACUUAAAAAUAGAAUGUUUCAAAGAACACAUUGACGCUGUUAAGGGCACAGCUCGUCACGUCAUAGUAUAUUCACAUUUAGACAACAUCAAAACAUUUGAUGAGUACAUCAAAGCUUUUAAAAAGCACUUCACAACAAAAAGCGAUAGAGAUCCAAUACGCGCCAUGGUCAAGUUUCUGAAAAUAGCUCCAGAACAAAACGAGACACAAACAGCAUUCAUUUCAAGGUUGGAUACACAAGCAAGAGACAUCAAAGCAAUCUUUGAAAACUCAGAUUGGUCUGUGAAAAAUGAACCCAAACAAAUUUCCUUGAAAAACAUGGCUCUCGUUAUGAUGCUAGCACAAAUUGUCAAAUCAAACAAGGUUGUAGUACAGGAAAGACUCUAUAAAGACAUCAAACCAAACAUACAGUUAGGUGAGGUAGAUUGCCUACUCAAAGGCUAUGCAGAAAUAGAUCCUACUUGCAGUACAUAUGUGUUAGCUGCUAGCUCAGACUCACGCACACCAACCACACAAAGGCAAGGACGAUCACAAUCUAGAACCAAAAUGUCAAAACCCUAUAAUGGUAGGAGUCCUUCUAGACAAAGACAAACAAUUGAAUGUUACAAUUGCCACAAAUUUGGACACUCUGCAAGGGACUGCUACGCUAAUAUCACCUGUUCCAACUGUCAGUAUAAAGGUCACAAAGAAUCAGUAUGUAGAAAUCCUCCUUGGUGUUCUUAUCAUCACAGAAUUGGGCACAGGACAGCAGACUGUCGUGCUAGAAGUCAGGAUUUUCGCAAUGGCCAAAAAGAGAAAAACAGUACAACUUAGUCACUUCAUCAGUAGCCAACAGAAGGUCAACUCGCCACAUUUCAUAUCAAAACCAGGAAAUAAAAGAAUCCAAAGCACAGCCAUGGUACUCCAACUUAGAUAAAUGCCAGGAAGUAAAGGAAGUUAUCUAUAUAAAUGACAACUCCGGAGGUCCGCUCAUAGCCGGACGAGUGUUUGAUGAACCCAGUCACAUGUUUCUAGACACAGGAGCACGUAAAAACUUAAUCAGUCUAGAUUUUCUAAGAAAAGCGAAACCUGGUUUGGUCAUUAUUGAGCCAACCACAUUCAACAUUCAUGGAGUUACCGGAAACAAACUCACACCUUUAGGAGAAACACAGAUAACUGUAACUUUUGGGAACUAUUACAUGUUUGAAUUAACAGCUGUUGUGGUAGAACAGCAAGCGUUCCCAGGAAACUUACUCAUUGGAUAUGACACAAUGCGAGAUGAAGACAUAACUAUCUUCCCUGCGAAGGAAGGAGUUAAAAUAUCUUACAAGUUUCUACCAUUCGUUAACACCCGCAGCCAAGAUGUCGUGGCACCAGUUAGUCAACAACCUAAGACAGAAGUAAACACAGUUCCCUCAGAUAAUAACGUGGCAGAGCGGUACUUAAACAAUUCAUCACCAGUACUUGACGAGAAUUGCAUUCCUACGGAACGUCAUGAAAAGACAAAUUCCCCACUGAUAACCCAAAAGAACAAACAACAUGCACCAACCGAAGCCUUGAAAAUUGUUUCAGGUUCUGUAACAGAGUGCACGCUGUUGCAGGCUCAGUCUAUUUGCAAGGUAAAGGUUAGUCUAAAAGGAAUAAGUGACCAUGUGACAGCGAUUGCCUUAAGCGAGUCGUCACGUAUUCGUGGAAUAAAUUUAGAAAGUGGUCUUUACCAUACAAACAGGGGUAAAUCUGAAGUAUUUGUCAUCAACACGCUUCACACAGACGUAACUAUUAAGAAAGGAACAGAGUUAGGACGUUUCCAAGUCAGUAAAGCUAUAGAAAUAAUCAAUAAUCAAGACCUUAGCUCUGAUAAAGAUGAACAAAUAGCACAAGUGUUUUCGCUACAAGAAUCCUCACAGAGUGAGAAAGAGAUAAAGAAACACCUCUCUCCCACUAGUCGUCCAGAUCUUGAGAAAGAACUAGUACACUUACUACACCUGCAUAAAGCAGCAGUUGCUUUGCCAGGAGAAGCCUUGGGUAAAACAACUCUAUUGCAGCACAAAAUCAAACUCCAGCCAGGAACACAGCCUAUUUACGUUCCCGCAUAUAGACUACCGCAUUCUAAACUUGCCACUGUUGAUAAAUUGAUUGAAGAUAUGUUGUCACAAGAUGUCAUAGAACCUAGUGACAGUGAGUGGAAUUUUCCACUAAUACUUGUGCCCAAACCGGACGGUACCAUGAGACCAGUGAUUGAUUACAGGGAACUCAACAAGAAAACAAUUCCAGACAGACUUCCGCUUCCAGUCAUUUCUGAUGUUCUUCGAAGUCUAGGCACUUCAAAUAAGUUAUUUAGCACAAUUGACAUAAAAUCUGCAUUUUGGCAAAUAGAGCUCGAUGAAGCUUCACGUCCAUUAACAGCAUUUUCUACACCAACAGGACAUUAUCAAUUUCGUAGAAUGCCAUUCGGAUUAUCGAACAGCCCACUUACUUACAUGAGAUUAAUGAACAAUGUCCUACAAGGUUUGAUUGGGAAGACUGCUAGUGUUUUCCUUGAUGACAUUUUAAUAGUUUCACAAACAGAAGAAGAACACUUCCACAAACUAAACCAAGUCUUCACCAGACUCGUAUCAGCAGGAUUAAAGAUCAAGUUGGAAAAAUGUCGCUUUCUACAAGAGGAAGUAACUUACUUAGGUCAUCAAAUAGACAGUCAAGGUCUGAGGACAGUACAGUCAAAGGUAGACGUCGUAAAACAAUUUCCUCAACCAACCUCAGUUGAAAAAGUAAGAAGUUUCUUAGGACUAACAGGAUAUUAUAGAAAAUUUAUCAAGAAUUACGCUGACAUAGCACAACCAUUGAAUUCACUCCUGAAAAAGAAUACUACAUUCUCUUGGGGUUCUUCCCAAACCAAAGCAUUUGAAACACUGAAAAACAAGCUCACAAGUUCGCCAGUAUUGAUUUUCCCAGAUUACACAAAAGAAUUCAUCUUGUGUACAGAUGCCUCUGACAUAGGGUUAGGAGGAAUACUAAUGCAGGAAAGAAAUGGUAAUCCACACCCAAUUGCAUAUGCUUCCAGACUUUGCACAGCUGCAGAAAAGAAUUAUAGCAUCACAGAACGCGAGACUUUAGCAGUGAUAUAUUGUCUAGAACACUUCAGAGAUAUCAUAUUGGGUUACAAGAUUAGAGUGUGGACAGACCACACCGCAAUUCAGAAUCUGUUUAAACACAAAAAUUUAAGAGGACGCUUAGCACGUUGGUUUGUGACACUGCAGAAUUAUGAAAUAAACUUUGAAUACAUACCAGGAAAGAAAAAUACAGCAGCCGAUACUCUAUCACGAAACAUAGUCUCACACGGAGAAGUAAAUAGUGUAGUAUGCAGUAUCCAAGAACUAACCACAUUAGACAAUGAACUUGUAUACUCAGAACAAAGAAAAGAUGACACUUUGAAGCAAAUAAUAGAGCACCUUGAAGGUAAUACAGACAGAGAAGCACAGACACUACCAAAGAAAUAUAAACUAUCGGAAUUCCAAUUACAUAAUGGAUUGCUAUACCGCAAUACCGAAAUAAAAUGCAAAGGAGUAUCACGUGGAAAAGUGAAACAGUUAGUUAUACCCAAAGAGUUGGUACCAAAUGUCUUGCACUUCAUUCAUGAUUGUGCAACUAGUUCUCACCCAGGAAAAGAAAAGGCUUAUAGACAAGCACAACUUAAAUACUAUUGGACAGACAUGAGAAAACAAAUCUACAAUCAUAUAGAUAAUUGUAACGUUUGCGCAGAAACAAAAGGACACACACGCACACCAGCACCAAUGUUGAAUUACCCAAUCCCUGAGAAACCGUGGGAUAGAAUUCACCUUGAUACCUUGGAGUUGCCUCUAUCUGAAAAUGGAUUUAAAUAUUUACUAGUAAUCAUCGAUUACUUCUCCAGAUUUUGCAUUUUACAGCCACUACAGAACAAGAAAGCAGAGACAAUCGCUACAACUAUAUUUGAAAAAGUAAUAUGUCCAUACACAACCCCAAAAACUAUCAUCACUGACAAUGGUCCUGAAUUUAAUAACGCUAUUCUAGCAGAAAUAUGUCGCAUUUUCAACAUAAAGAAAAUAAAUGUACACGCCUACAAACCGGAAAGUAACGGAGUUGUGGAAAGACUUAAUAGAAAAGUCAUCACUUGUCUGCGUACAUUGAUAAAUCCACACAGCAUUACAUGGGACACAUGGAUCCCGCACGUCACAUGUGCUUUGAACACACAAAUCAAUUCAGCCACAGGUGAAACUCCACAUUAUAUUCUUUUUGGAGAGGAUAAGAAUUUACCGUACUCACUUCUAGAGUCAGAACCGCUUCAUGUCUAUAACUAUGAUGAUUUCAUACUAACUAGAAUCAAUAAAUUCAAGGAAAUAUACCAACGUAUCAGAAAUCACAUGAAUCAAUACUCACAAGACUUAACAAAACAACAACAUAAAAGGGCACGAGAAAUAAAAAUACAGCCAGGAAAUAUAGUCAUGGUCAAACUACACACGCCAAUAGGACAUAGCAACAAACUUUCGCCCAAGUUCAAGGGUCCGUAUAAAGUCAUUGCACCAGAUAGUGGAAAUAAAUUCACAAUACGAAAUUUCGAAACUGGUGAUAUCAGUGUACGCCAUGCAGAUGAACUCAAACAGACAAACAUGAAUGAAUUUGGUGAAUAUGCAGUCAUAGAUAGUGAUGAAACAAAUAGCAUAGAAACAGACAAGACAGAAACAGACACAAACAAUGUAGAAACAGGAACAGAUAGUGCACAGACAGAAACAAGUCACCACGCAGCAGACGACGAAAGCCAUGAUUACAGGAAAAAAUUAAGAAGUCAUAGAAAACAAGUUUUGCCAUUAAUUUGCACCAAUGAACUCCCAUUAGAAUCUGAAUUUUAUGAGUAUGUUGAAGAAAUAUUAAAUGAGUUGAACAUAGAUUGUUGUUCUUUUUACAGGUAAAGAUGAAACAAGUGGCAUGCAUGUUCUCAGCUAUAGUAGUUCUAGCAACAGCCUGGGACCCUGUGAGGCCCGGAGCUUUAGUAAGGAAAAUCGGCGACAUGAUCAUUGUGAACCACUCAGUAAGAGUACUAUUGAAAUUUGACAAUAUAAAUGUUGUAAGAGAAAAUGUCAGACAUAUCAAUAAUGGGUUACAGAUGGUAAAAGACAAAUUGAUAAUCAGUGAGAUAUCCAAUGUGAGAUUAGAGAAGAAAUUAGAUGCUAUACAGACGAAGGUCACCAAAAUAGAAAAUAACUUCCUACAUAGCAAAAGCAAAAGAGGAGUAGGUAUCGCAAUAGCGAUCGGAUCGUUAGUAGGUCUUGGAGUAACAAAUAUUGGUUUGUAUGCAGAACUUCGCUCAAAUGUAAAUAAUCUACAAAACUCAGUGUCUAGAAUCGAUGUCUUACGAGAAGAAACAGAAGAUAUACAACUUACCAUAGAUGAGAUGAUUAAUAGCAUAGAAACCUUAAGUACAGAGAACUCUAAUUUGAAGGAAUCCCUGGAAAUUUUCAUGGUCUUGGAUCAGUUGCACAUUAAGAUAAAUGAACUAAAUGCUGAAAUGGAACAGUUAAUUCAAGACUUAGUUAUGGCUAAUGCUGGACAUGUUACAUACACAUUAUUUUCAAUAUCACAACUUCUAAACAUAACUCAACAAGCAAAAUAUGAGUGGAAUUUUCAACCUUUCUUUGAUUCAAAUAAUAUUGCUCUAUAUUAUCCCAUUCUUAAUUCAUUCAUAAAUGAUACUGGAGUACUCAUUGACAUACCAUUUUCAUCAGAAUUGAAAUAUCACAUGUAUAAUCUGAUUCCUUUCCCAAUGAAAUUUAAUAGUUCCAUUAUAACAGUUGAUACUGAUAUAACAUCUCCAACAAAUUACAUCCUAUCCAUAAAUGGUUUGAAAGAAAGUGUUAUAGUAAAUGAUGAUCUAUUGCACUGUAAGAAAACUAACGUAGACCUGUACAUUUGCUCAGCUACUUAUUUUACUUUCAAUGAAGCAUUGAGUCACUCAUGUGCCGCAUCCUUGGUGAAAAAUAUAUCCAUUGUACGUAAUUGUCAUUUUAAGGAAGAAACUCCCAUAACACGUCAUGAAACUAUCCAGGAAUCUCACUACUUAUAUUUUCCAAACAAGACAACUGUAUCAGUCAUAUGCCCAGGAUUUCAACCUCAGAUAGCAUCAAUAGAAGGCUUAUAUCGUGUACCAGAUCAAUGUGAACUUCAUAGCCCCACACUCACAACUGUAGCAAAUAGGAAAAAGACUAUUGUACUUAAUAGAGAAAAUGUUUUACAGGACAUUACUAUGAAAUUCCCAGACAGAGCUCCUCCUUUGAAAAUCAGAAAGAUUAACAAGAAAAGACUUGUAAAGCAAGUGUCAAAAACACACACAGGUACUAUGUGGUAUAUAAUAUCUGUACUUACAUUUGUCUUGAUAGUCACAUUGAGCACAAUAUCAAUGAUACUUAUGUACAAGAAACUCAAGAAUUCAUCCAUCGAAAUGAAACACAUUUCCGAGCCGUAACCCUGUAAUAGGUAUGUAAAGAACAGCAAGCAUGUAAUAUUGUAAAUAGAAUAGGUAUGUAAAGAACAGCAAGCAUGAAAUACUGUAAAUAGAAUUUAUUGCAUAACAAUUUUGUCGGGACGACAAACGGUAGCUGCCGAGCCCUGUAAUAGGCACUACUUUGCAUGAAGAAAAGAAUAGAUAUAAGAGUAGAAUUAGAAGGAAAUUAGAGACGCGUUAGAGAAUCUAACGCUAGUAUUAGAAGAAUUGUGCAAGAGGUGAACAGGACGUUGAAUUGAUAACAGCCAAGCUUAACUAUAAACAGCCGGUUUGUUUUAUGCCCAUUCAACUUGUUAAAGGCUUACCUCCCAUUGGGUGGAGAUUAAAACGUCAUUCAUUUUGCUUGAUAUUAUUGGCUAUGGAAAUCUAUGACGUAUGCCUCGACACCUCUCGGACAAUCCUCAAGUUACUUUUAGGAGCAGUAGCAGCCAGUCACCAAGAUAGUACAGACGCACAACCCGUGUCGCUCUGACUUGAGUUACUCAAAGACUUAGACUCUGAUCAAGACGCAAGAGUCUUAAUAACUUUGCUUAUAAUCUUAGUCGUGUGAUUGAGUAGUUAAGAAGUGCACUGUUGUUGAGCUGUAAAGACAAUUUAUAUUUUCUAAAUAAACUGCAACACGCCA
Molecule: messenger RNA, 8643 nt
Organism: Scylla paramamosain (green mud crab)
Lineage: Eukaryota; Metazoa; Arthropoda; Malacostraca; Decapoda; Portunidae
Exons: 2
Coding region: 1271-2317 (348 amino acids)
Molecular function (GO): zinc ion binding; nucleic acid binding
Source: RefSeq, a predicted model, not a curated record